AGGCGCGCCGAGCGCAUCGCUCGAGGCGGAGGAGGCGCGAUGGCUCCGCAGCGGAGGGCGCUGCCCCGCGGCCCCGAGAGCGCCGGGCCGGGGCCGGGCCGCGGAGCCCGCCGGCACAGCAGCUCCAGGAAGGGCAGAUUCCAGCAGGAUCCCCGAGGAAAGUGGCUGAAAGCAGCGAUCCUCCUCCUCCUCUCCGCCGCGGCCGGCGGCGGCCUCGUGGUCUGGAGCCGCCUCCGCGGCCAGGAUGAGAUCCCUGAGGGUGGAAUCCCGGCAGAGGGGGUUCCCGAGGGUGGAAUCCCCUCGGAUGGGCUCACCGAGGUGCUGGCACAUCGCAGUGACACCCUGCAGCAGCGGUUCGUGGAGGUGCCCUGCUCGGAGGACUACGAGAGCCACAGGCGCUUUGCAGGUUGCACUCCUAGGAAGUGUGGAAGAGGUGUGACAGAUGCUGUAAUCACAAGGGAAGAAGCUGAAAGAAUUCGUAGAAUAGCAGAGAGGGGACUGUCCUUGGGAGGAUCUGAUGGAGGGGUGAGCAGUGUCCUGUUAUUUUCUACAUUCUUUUACUGCCAAGGCAAGAUUAUAAAUGCAUUUUUUGGGGCUGAGGCAUCAAUUUUGGACUUGCACUCUGGAGCUCUUUCCCUGGGGAAGCAUUUUGUUAAUCUGUACAGGUACUUUGGGGACAAAAUUCAAGACAUCUUCACAGAAGAGGAUUUUGCCUUAUACCGGGAUGUGAGGCAGAGGAUUCAGCAGAGGAUUGCUCAGGUGUUUGGUAUCAGCUCUUCUGCCUUGUACCUGACCAAGCCAACCUUCUUCUCCAGGAUGAACAGCACAGGAGCCAAGACAACACACGAUGAGUACUGGCACCCACACGUGGACAAGGUGACUUACGGCUCUUUUGACUACACUUCUCUGCUGUAUCUCUCUGACUACUCCAAGGACUUCGGGGGUGGACGCUUCGUGUUCAUGGACGCAGAUUCCAACAAGACCGUGGAGCCCCGAGCAGGCCGGGUGUCGUUUUUCACCUCGGGCUCAGAGAACCUGCACCGGGUGGAGCGGGUGCGCUGGGGCACGCGCUUCGCCAUCACCAUCUCCUUCAGCUGCGACCCGCAGCACGGCAUCGCCGACCCGCUCCUGCCCUGACUGCCCUGGGGGAGAGCAGAAAGGCAGAAACCAGCUCUUGUCACCUCACGUGCCAUGAGAGCUGCCCAGCUCUGGGAACACACUGUCACACGCUUGGUUUUCACAGCUCCUUUUCCAUCAGCAUCGAAAACGGUGGCUUAAGGACCAUCCUGAGUUUGAUGAACUCUGAAUAUGGUUUGUCUUCAUGUGUCAAAGGAACAGGCUGCAGAGAAGAGAGAACGGGUACCAUAAAUAAGAGAGAACAGGCUCCACAAAGAAGGGAGAAUGGGUACCAUAAAUAAGAGAAAACAGGCUCCACAAUGAAGAGAGGAUGGGCUCCACAAAGAAGAAACAAUGGGCUCCACAAAUAACCCAAAGAACAAUGGGUUCCACAAAGAAUGAACAAUGGGCUCCACAAAAAAGAGAAAGUGGGCUCUUCAUUUUUUAAUUUUUUUUUUAAAGUUCUUCACUUUGAAAGAUACAGUCUUCUGGGCCAUGCCUUGAUGUGACUCCCCAGGCUGCUGUUACCUGUUCAGUUCUUUAGUCUCCUCAUUACUAACGUGGUGUAGAGUCUGACCUAAGUGAAUUGAGCCUAAGUUAAUUGAGACCUGAGUUAAUCGAAUGUUCCUCUCUAGAACUCUCAACCUUCUGCUGAGAGGGAUGGAUUCUCCUGAGUGUGGGAUCAGUGUGGAAUACCCCUGGGACAUGAACUUUUUUAAAAAUUUAAUUACUACUGAUUCAAUAUUCAGGAAGUCUCUCAGUAGCUAUUUUUUGACUUCUCUUUUCCAGUUUAGUGUGAAGACUUUCUCUGUUAAUGAGGAUCCUGAAUAUUAAAUUGCAGGGACUUCCACGAGGAGCUGUGUGCAAACACAUGCAUAAUCUUGCCAAAUACUUUGGGUUUUUUUGCUGCAGUCAAAGAUUUCUUUGGGUCAGGAGGUUGAUAAAUAAAUGGUAGAAAAAACCUAAUUUUUUUUCUCAAUCAAAUUCUGAAAUAACCACGUUGAUCUGGUUUAUUACCUGGAUGUAUAAUUUCUGUGAAACACUGAAAAUCUGGGAAUGUGUUUUGAUUUUUUUUUAAAAUUUUAUGCAUACAGUUUGGACUUUAUAAUGUACCCUUUUAUGGAAAUAAUAAAUACUGGGGGGAAUUAUAUUGAAGAUCAAUAUAAAGAGGAAUAAGAGGACACUUGGACUUGUGAAGGCUCUCAUUGGGCACACCAGCAAGAUUAGUCCUCUAAUUUCAUUUCUUUGUUCUGAAGCUUGAAAAAGUCUUCCUUGUCUGUACUAACAAGGGAGAAUUGUUAAAUUGGCUGGAUGCAAGGAAAUAUUAAAGUCACUUGAGUUUCAGAUUGAAA
This is a messenger RNA of Pyrgilauda ruficollis (rufous-necked snowfinch), 2468 nucleotides long. It is a transcript of the gene OGFOD3, whose product is annotated as 2-oxoglutarate and iron dependent oxygenase domain containing 3. Gene Ontology annotation, molecular function: oxidoreductase activity, acting on paired donors, with incorporation or reduction of molecular oxygen; iron ion binding; L-ascorbic acid binding. The record is from RefSeq and is a predicted model, not a curated record. Bases 40 to 1137 code for a protein of 365 amino acids. Lineage: Eukaryota; Metazoa; Chordata; Aves; Passeriformes; Passeridae. The transcript is spliced from 9 exons. Gene Ontology annotation, cellular component: membrane.